This is a messenger RNA of Owenia fusiformis, 1534 nucleotides long. The record is from the annotation of a GenBank genome assembly. Lineage: Eukaryota; Metazoa; Annelida; Polychaeta; Sabellida; Oweniidae.
UAGAGGAAGUGUUCUUCGCCCUUUAAAGUUGACAAAUGCCAUUUUCUAAUUUACUUGCUAAUAGUGUAAUGCCCAAUUAUUAUAUUCAGAAAUAAAAGUACUAAAAAUUCCAAGUGCGCCAUGGGUUGAUGAGAUAGUGUGCAGUACUUUCUAUAGCCUUGAUUUGGUGUGCAGUGUACAUCACCAUGACAACACCACCAGGAAGUGCUGGCCUACCUAUAGUUGGCGAUAAGUCUUUAGAAUUCUACAAAGAUGCAAUUGGAUUUGUUGACAGAAACAUCGCCCAUAAUAAAUCUCGUAUUUUUCUCUCCCGACUACUCAGCAAACCAACUGUAUUUGUGUCUUCAAAUAAAGGCGUGAAGGAGUUACUUGAAGAUAAAGCCAUGAACUGUGAUCUUGGAUACAAGGCAUUUAUGUAUGAAAUAUAUGGUGACAACAUACUCUUCACAGAUGGCAUCAAUUCAGUUGUUCUACGGGAAAUCCUUCACAAUCUUUUCUCUGCAGAAUCAGUAGCUUCUUAUCAGGAGUCUAUUCAGAGACUUACAAGUCGAGCUUUGGAAGAUUUACAUUCCAGGUCUCCAGUGAAUGUGUACAAGUUUUUCAAGAGGCUUACAACAGAGAUAUGUCUCAGUGUUUUCCUGGACAUUGACUUCCAGACGGCACAGGAGCUCAGCUCUCAGAUUUGUGAACUCACUACAACUCACUGGCAUGGAAUAAUAUCUGUGCCAGUUAGUAUCAAGAUGCCUAUGAUGUCAUCUUUUACUUAUGGAAAAGCCCUUGAAGCCAAGGCUCAGCUGCUGAAAAUAAUCCAAGACAAACUCAAGGAUACGACCACAUCAGGGUUUCCUCAGAAGAUACAAAAUGCCAGGUUCCCGCAUGCAAAUCUCGCACACAACCAUUUACUGCUGUUUACCUCUGCUUUAGUCCCUAAAGCUCUCGCCUCACUACUGACGUCAUUUGUUAUUGCUGUUAAAAAGGAUGAUUUUGAUAAAGCAAAUUGUGGCUCUACAUUCCUUGAUUGUCUUUUACUGGAAGUUCAACGUCUGUACCCUCCCUUUGUUGCUGGGAGACGACUAGUCCGAAAGGACUGUGUGGUUGACGGUUACAAACUUCACAAGGGUCAAGCUGCAAUGUAUAUGACAAGGCAAGCCCAGCGUGACCCACAGGCUUUCACAAAACCAGAAGAAUUUCUUCCCCAACGCUGGAUCAAUGCUGAAAAAGAUGAACGUAAGAAACUAUUUUGUUUUGGAGCUGGACCACGUUGUUGCAUUGGACAGAAUUUUAUAUGGAACAUCCUCAGGACUAUAACCCAAUCUCUACUACGCAAAUACACAUGGAACAUUCCAGAAGGCCAGGACCUCUCCUUUAAAUGGCUUCCAGUUUCAAGACCUUCACAUGAUGUCCUUGCCAAUUUUGUCGAACGGUCAUGAACAUAGCCAGAAUUUUAGAAUACACGAGGGAAAACGAAGGCAUUUAGCCAUGUAAUGAUGAUAAACAUAUUACGUUCACAUUUUAAGAUGCAAAUUGCUUUUAC